Messenger RNA from Ilex paraguariensis (yerba mate), 864 nucleotides. Lineage: Eukaryota; Viridiplantae; Streptophyta; Magnoliopsida; Aquifoliales; Aquifoliaceae. The record is from the annotation of a GenBank genome assembly.
AUGUUACGGCGCCUCCGAUGGAUCAUAGCUGGCUUCAACUUCCAUAAUUACAAAACCAUCAAUCCGUCUAAGCCUGAUGCGAAACCUUUACCUUCACCACAACUUCAAACCACUCUCAAUCCUAAGCCCAUUAAACCUAGUAGUAAUCAAAAUCAUCCCCCAAUGUUGGAGAUUGUACAUGAGAUUGCUAUUUAUAUUCAUAGAUUUCACAAUCUUGACCUCUUUCAACAAGGGUGGUAUCAAAUUAAGAUUACGAUGAAAUGGGAGGAUGGUGACUAUAGUUCGUUGGGAACUCCGUCGAGAGUUGUUCAAUAUGAAGGUACUUCUUUAUUUCUGUUGAAGUUGGCUCCUGAUUUGGGUUCUGAUGAUACAUAUGGAGUGUGGAGGAUUGAUGAUUCGGACCAUAGUUUCACAACGCAGCCUUUCCGAAUCAGAUAUGCAAGGCAGGAUAUUCUUUUAUGUGUCAUGAUCUCUUUCAACUUAUCUCUUGGUAAAUACGAGGGUCCUUCAACUUCUGCUGUAAUUCUGAAAUUUGAGCUUUUGUACGCUCCUAUAUUGGAGAAUGGGACUCAUUUGGUAUCUUUGGAUGCUUGCCCUGCUGCUGUCCAUGAAUUUCGAAUUCCUCCCCAAGCUCUUCUGGGAUUACAUUCAUAUUGCCCUGUUCAUUUCGAUGCUUUCCACGCGGUGCUUGUUGAUUUAAGUGUACACAUCAGCCUGAUGAAAAGUGGUGUUUACACAUCCCUAACGAAGGUAUCCAGUGAUUCUUGCACUGGUGAAGAUGUUGCUGCUGAAAACUAUGACAAAUCAAAACAAGUAUGUGCUCCACGCCCAGUGUUUGUCUUGCAUACCUGUGGAGUUCUGUAG